Molecule: messenger RNA, 803 nt
Organism: Drosophila persimilis
Lineage: Eukaryota; Metazoa; Arthropoda; Insecta; Diptera; Drosophilidae
Exons: 4
Coding region: 1-639 (212 amino acids)
Source: RefSeq, a predicted model, not a curated record
AUGGGGAAAUCGUUUGUGUGCAUAUCAUUCAUCCUGCUCCUGGGUGCCACCAUCCACUUUCAGGACUACUGGCACCCUCACUGCUCGAAGCCCUUUGUGAACAUCGGUGGACGGUGCUAUUUCUUCUCCUCCAACAAAGUCCCCACUUACGAGUACUACAAGGUCACCUUCAAGACUCGGGUUCUCAGUGUGCCCGUCGUAAUGGGUUGGCUUCAUGCGAACCUAGGCUGCGAGGCUAUUGAUGACAAGUCCCGGCUGGUAACUGUUCGAACGGUCGAGGAAAUGAAACAGAUUGCCUACUACUUGAAGUACAAGGCACAUGCCGCCACCCAUGCGGUCUUCUGGUGCGGCGGUCAUCGCGGACGCCUGUCCAAUCCGGACGAUGUUGAUCACAAAACACUCUACGACUUCUACUGGCACAAUGACGCCCUGCCCAUGAACUAUACCAACUUUGUGAAGAAGGAGCCACCAAAGACCCGCUUCGGCGAUGGCUACUGUGUCUAUAUGGAGUUUACGGGCACAGAACUGGUCAUGGGUGUGGAAAAGUGUGAUAAGAAGUUGGCCUUCGUCUGUGAAUGGGACCCAAAUUUACCCACACCACCCAAUCCUUUCGCCCCGCAACGCGACACAACUCUGUAGAGUAUUUAAAAGUACAUAAUUUCACGUAAUAUAUUGGCUAUAUAUAUUGGGACACUAAAAACUGCGUAUCAUUUGAUCGCUCCCAAAACCAUUUCUUCGUUAAGUAAAAAAACAUUUGAUCUUUGUAAUAGAUAUUGUUCAAAUAAAUUCCCAUAAAAUAAGGA